AAACCAACUUCAUCUGGUCAUGUGACUCGGAGGCUGACGUCACGUGAGCUGCGGACCGGAAGUGUGCAGAGAGCUGUCAUGGCGGCGGUGGAGACGAGUCUUCAGUGAGCGGUGGACCUGUGGACGGUUGUUUGAGCCGCUGAGAGUCCGACACACAGACGCUGCUGCCCGGGGAAGAGUCACCGCGACCCGCCGGCAUGAAGUCUGAGUGACGGGGAGACACGAAGAAGAAGUUUGGAGACAGAAGAAGAAGAACAAGCGUCAUCCUCAGCGUCGGUCAUGUCUCUGGGCGAGGCCACGCCGGACUCGGCGCCGUUCCUCUCUGACGACAGCGAGACAGAGGGUCAGGAGGAGCAGGGCAGGGCGGCGGGCCAGCGAGCGCAGGAGGAGCCGGCCAGCGGCGUGUCCAGCGUCCGAGCCCUGCUGACCGUCCUGGUCCUCUGCUUCAUCAACCUGCUCAACUACAUGGACAGGUUCACUGUGGCAGGAGUUCUCCCGGACAUCGAGCAUUAUUUCGCGAUCGAUGACGGGAAGUCCGGUUUACUCCAAACUGUUUUUAUCUGCAGCUACAUGUUCCUGGCUCCGAUCUUCGGUUACCUUGGCGACAGGUACAACAGAAAAAUCAUCAUGAGCGUUGGAAUCACGUUCUGGUCGUUGGUGACGCUCGCCAGCUCCUACACCCCCAAAGAACAUUUCUGGGCCCUGCUGUUAACACGCGGCCUGGUCGGGGUCGGCGAGGCCAGUUACUCCACCAUCGCUCCCACCAUCAUCGCAGACCUCUACGUCAAAGGGAAGAGGACAAACAUGCUGUCCAUCUUUUAUUUCGCCAUCCCCGUGGGCAGUGGCCUCGGAUACAUCGUCGGCUCUCAAGUCAGCAACAUAGCGAAGGACUGGCACUGGGCUCUGCGGGUGACUCCAGCUCUGGGGCUGAUCGCAGUGAUCCUGCUGCUGGUCGUGGUUCAGGAGCCGAACAGAGGCGCCAUCGAGGCUCGACCCGAGCAUCAGCUGCACCGGACCAGCUGGCUGAUGGACCUGCAGGCGCUGAGCAGGAACUGCAGUUUCGUGUUGUCCACCUUCGGCUUCACUGCGGUGGCGUUUGUCACCGGCUCUCUGGCUCUUUGGGCGCCGACGUUCCUCUUGAGAGCUUCUAUCGUCACCGGGGUGAAGGCUCCGUGCACGGAUGCACACUGCGCCUCCUCCGACAGCCUGAUCUUCGGAGCGAUCACCUGCAUCACAGGCGUUCUGGGCGUGGCCAGCGGCGUGCAGCUGAGUCGGCAGUUGAGGAAGAAGACGCCCAGAGCGGAUCCACUGGUCUGUGCCGCCGGUCUGAUGCUCUCUGCACCUUUCCUCUACCUGGCCAUCGUUUUCGCUGAGGCCAGCACCAUCGCCACAUACGUUUUCAUCUUCCUGGGAGAAACGUUCCUGAGCAUGAACUGGGCCAUCGUGGCUGAUAUUCUGCUGUACGUGGUCGUUCCCACUCGACGCGCCACAGCUGAGUCGCUUCAGAUCGUCAUCUCUCAUCUGCUGGGAGACGCUGGGAGUCCCUACCUGAUCGGAGUGGUCUCCGACUACCUGAGGAAGACGGACUCGUUCCUGUGGCAGUUUCGCUCGCUGCAGCUCUCUCUGCUGCUCUGCGCCUUUGUAGCUGUGGUGGGCGGGGCUUUCUUCCUCGCCACCGCCCUCUUCAUCGAAGGAGACCGAGAUCGGGCCGAGAACUACGUGGCUACAGGUGAGACACAGGGAGCGGCUGGCUUCCCUUCAGCCGUAGAGGAGGAGGAUAAUGAUGAUGCAGCCUAGAGCGUCGAGCAGGACGACGAGCCGAUCGUUGUGCCGAGGAGCGGCCGGUCCACUCGGGUCCCGGUGUCCAGCGUUCUGAUCUGAAACCAGACGUCUGUCGUACCGGGGCUUUUUUCGUUUGGUGGGACUGAAAACACUGAAGGGACUGUCUGCCAUGCAGAAACCUUUUUAAAGUUUAUUUUUAAAUCUUUCCCUUUUUUAUAACUUUCCCAGGGACGUGGUCGUCUCAGGAGAUAUUUUUGAAUUCAUUGUGUGGAUCUUCAGCGACUGAGGAACAGAAGCUGCUCUGUUGAUUCACUUUGACUUUUUAUUUGACCCGACCGGUCGAUCUGGGAUCAGAAGUUUAUAUAGACGAUAAACUUUAUUAAUCACUUUUCAUCUGAGCUCGUUUGAAUAACAACACUAACCUUUAAAUGCAGUCAGUUAUUAUCUGUGUACAUUUUUGAAGCUUCAUCACUGAUUUGAAUCCUCGUUCUUCUGUUGGAAUGUUUGAAGUGUUUAACGGAGAUUUUUAAAAUGUAAUUUUAAGAUUUCUUUUGUGUUUGGUGGGAGCUCAUUGACAAAACAUGUUAACGACGGUUAUUUAAAAAACGAACGUUAAUCAAAGCUGUUUAGCCAUUUUACCGUUUCUGUUAAACAAGAAUGAACUUGUUGGACGAUAAAGUGUUUGUGUCGUAUUAACAUGCUCAGGUGGAUUAAUGAUUUUAUCUUUAAAAUAAUAAUUUGCAGCUAAAGUACGGAGGCCCUGAAGGCAAAAACUAAAUCCGCCAGUUUUUCUCUUUCAAAGCGACUUCCCUCUGUAACAUCACGGUCACGUCUUUAAGUCUAGAAAAUGAUUUUACAUGUUGAUAAAGUUUUGUCCCAGAGAUACUUUAGGAAGUUUGAUGACAUCGUAUAAAACCUGUUUUCACAGAUGGAAAAAUAAAAACCCUAGAAAAAUAAUCCUGGCAAAAAAACGAAUUAGUAACAUUUUUUAAAUUUGUUUUCAAAGACGAAAUAUUUUAAUUUUGAAAUUGAUCUUUAAAAAAAUUAAAAAACCCACUUGCCUCUCAGCGCUUCCAUACGAAGGGAAGAAUGAGACCGAACCAUCAUCCGUCAGCUUCAUGUUAUUAAAGGAACAGUUUGAUACGUUAGAAGUCGUCGUGUUUUUAUUGUAGAAACAUUCCGAUCGAAUGUGAAUAUGUCUCGUCCUUUCACUUUGUUUUUCUCCUGCAAAUUUAAUAAAAUACAUUUAGAAAACA
This is a messenger RNA of Hippoglossus stenolepis (Pacific halibut), 3038 nucleotides long. It is a transcript of the gene spns1, whose product is annotated as spinster homolog 1 (Drosophila). Lineage: Eukaryota; Metazoa; Chordata; Actinopteri; Pleuronectiformes; Pleuronectidae. Gene Ontology annotation, biological process: transmembrane transport. Gene Ontology annotation, molecular function: transmembrane transporter activity. The record is from RefSeq and is a predicted model, not a curated record. Bases 280 to 1797 code for a protein of 505 amino acids. Gene Ontology annotation, cellular component: membrane. The transcript has 13 exons.